UUUCUUUUAGAGCAAAUGUGGGAAGGAUGAAAACCGCCCUGUGUCAUACUUACAUGUUACUCAUUAACUACUGAAAAAAAAAAAGCGCCUCAGCUACUUUAGGAGUCAUGUGAAGAAGGAGCUAGGGCUUCCUGCAAUGCAAGAACUGAGCAAAGUUACAGCGCAGAUUUUCACAGUGGGGAGAUUCAGAAAUGAGCCUUUGAGCUUCUUGCUUGAUUUGGCGAUCAGCAAGUGCACAAUGGGGAAGAAACGGCUAUCUUCCAGCGACACAGUGUUCCGGUUUGAGAUUCCAGGCAGCCCACGGAAGGCCCUCACCGAGGCCCAGCACAGCUCCACCGACAGCCCCAGCUCAGUCUUUCUCAGCUCAGAGGCUGAGAAUGGCGUGGAGGAGAAGAAGAAGGUGUGCAGGUCACCGACAGCCCAGUCCCCCACCCCGUCCAGCGAGGCCGAGUCCCCAGACCAGAAGAAACUCAUCUGCCUCCGGUCAAAAUCCAGUUUUGAUGGUGUCUCUUUAGCAAGUGAUAAGAACGACUGUAAAACAGAAAGCAAAAAUGACUCUAAGACUGAAAGGAAAAAAUCUUCGUCUUCCAGCCAGUACAAGGCAAAUAUGCACUUCCACAAGCUAUUUAUUGAUGUCCCAACUGAGGAACCCCUGAGGCAAAGUUUUACCUGUGCUCUACAAAAAGAGAUAUUAUACCAGGGGAAGCUCUUUGUAUCAGAAAACUGGAUUUGUUUUCAUUCCAAAGUCUUUGGAAAAGACACUAAGUUCACUCAGGCCACCAGAAUUCGGAAUCGGAGAGACACCUUCUUGGGUUUGCAUGACCUCCGUGAGUUUUCAAGCAUUCUGAUUCAUGAUCAUGAGCUGGGGUUUACGAAGGCCUGCCUACCUAACAAGGGGAAAUUGGCCUGUCUUCAUUUCAUUAUUUCCCUUCAGGAUUUCAACGACGAAUUCUCAGAUCUGGAUGGCGUGGUUCAACAAGGAAGGCAAGACCUGGAAGGAUACAGCAGUUCAGGCUCUCAGACUCCCGAAUCCGAGAACUCGAGAGGUCUGGGAAACUUUUUUGUCUUGACGAAAAUUUAAUUCUCCAUAAAACAUCUUUAUCCCAUCCCUAAAAACAAAACAAGGAAAAAACUUGUCAUCCUAGUUAACAAUUGGAAAGGGAAUAUGGGGAAAGGAUAGUUUGAAAGUUCCAAAAAACGGAAUCGCCUAUGUGGUAAAAAUCCAUUUCCACUUAAACACGUUUAAUAAAUGUCUCUUAAAUCGACAUAAUACUGGGUUGGUUGAAAGAGAGAAACAUCUGUUUUCUUAAGCCCUUCUCUCAAUAAUAUUAUUAAUUGUUAUAGCUGGCUCCUCCCCAUGAGUCAGUGGGAUAAGGACAAUCCCCAACCGCUCAACCAACUUAUGAGAAAAUCCAAGUAUGUUCUUGGUCGUUAUGCAUGUUAAGAGAUUGAUUUGCUUUUGUGGUUGAUCCUUUGUGUUU
Molecule: messenger RNA, 1481 nt
Organism: Hipposideros armiger (great roundleaf bat)
Lineage: Eukaryota; Metazoa; Chordata; Mammalia; Chiroptera; Hipposideridae
Gene: GRAMD2B
Product: GRAM domain containing 2B
Exons: 7
Coding region: 137-1081 (314 amino acids)
Cellular component (GO): cytoplasmic microtubule
Source: RefSeq, a predicted model, not a curated record